UAUUUCGUAAUGUGUAUUGCAGUCUUAUUACGGUGGAUUUACAUAGAGUUAUUAACACGAGAGUAGUAAAUCCAUCGUGUAAAGAGAUUUCAGCACCUGUUUUCCUCUUUUGCAUCUCGGUUAGUUUUGAUAAUUUGAGCCCUUUUGAAAUUUGCUUUACUUUAUUUAAUUAGUGUAAUCUAAUCACACGACGAUGGAGGGAGAAUGGUCUUCAUUUUCCUUAACUCAUGUAGAAUAUCCGAAAGGAGACAUUUACGGCCUUGUUUUAGCAAUACUUAGCCUUCUCCCCUUAGCCAUUAUUGUCGGUUUUAUAACUUUGAUAUUCUUUAGAAGAGAUUUACACACGAUAACUUUCUUCGUCGGGCAACUAGGAAACGAAGUGUUGAACAUGGUGCUCAAAAAGGUUAUCCGUGAACCUAGGCCGAUGCGAAGGGAAGUAAAUUAUAACGAGUGGGGGAUGCCGUCCUCUCAUUCUCAAUUCGUCACUUUUUUCGCCCUCUAUUCAGCUCUCUUCAUUCUGUUCAGACUGCCAGCCACUAAAUUAGGACAUAAAUUAGGGCUUAUCACAUUUCUAACGGGGAUUGCUAGUGGCGUUAUAUACUCUCGGAUUUAUCUUAUGUACCACACAUUGAGUCAGGUGGGAUGGGGGGCAGCCAUCGGCGGUGCGGUUGCCCUCGUCUGGUUUCUCACGACCGUUUUCGUCUAUGUUCCAUUGUUUCCUUACAUUUCUAAUUUACGAAUCUGUGAAAUGCUGUUGAUUAAGGAUACCAGCUUAAUUCCAAAUAUUUUGUGGUUUGAAUAUAAAAAUGCAAGACUGGAAGCUCGUUCCAGAGUGAGAAAGGGGGCCAGCUCAAAACUACAGUGAUCUUUAGAAAAGUACAUAUUAAAAAGAAUUUUGACAAUGUUGUUAUAAGUUUUUAAUUGACUAUUUUCUCUGUAACAAUCAGUAUAUAUAUUGGAUAUUUACUAAAUGUAGGAAUUUGCAUAUUUCAUAGUUUGGAUUUUAUGAACUGUUACUUUGUUGGAUUAUGGGAGUUAAAUAAAGUUACCAAAUAUUAAAAUCGCG
Molecule: messenger RNA, 1066 nt
Organism: Folsomia candida
Lineage: Eukaryota; Metazoa; Arthropoda; Collembola; Entomobryomorpha; Isotomidae
Product: dolichyldiphosphatase 1
Exons: 7
Coding region: 194-865 (223 amino acids)
Molecular function (GO): sphingosine-1-phosphate phosphatase activity
Source: RefSeq, a predicted model, not a curated record